AUGCGUAUAUUCGAAGGCGUCCAGAAAGGUCCCACGAGGGAAAGUUAUAGGCACUAUAGUGAAAAAAUCUAUUUCUCAUAUCUGCAAAAUCACAAUCAAUUUCAGAAUGGAUAUUUGGGCCUGCAACCUUCGAGAGUUGUUGGCUCCUUUCACCUACGCUAUCCUCACGACCACCCUUUAAAAGCCGAAAGAAUUGAUUUGUACUUUAAGGGAAAAUCCAGUGUACGUUGGAGAAACGGGGACAAUGAGAUUACGUCUCAUAAGAAAUUUUGUAAACUCUCAAAAACCGUUUGGUCUUCUUGUGUUCCGGGAACUUAUGAAAAUUUGGUUUCACUGGAUAUACCUUUUGAAUUUAACCUGCCUGAUCAUAUUCCAGCAUCGGUUCUCACCUUAACGCCAUUCGACAGUGGAGAUAUCACCUAUAGCAUAAAGGCCAAGGUACGCAGGAGUUCAAAUUAUUUGCAUUUCCAGGGUCACACGAAAAUAAUUGAAUGUUGGCUAGACAUCAAUCGAUGGACGCUACCACCCACGCCUGAUUAUUCUCCAAAACCAUUGUGUUAUGAAACUUCAACCUUUAAAUGCCUCGUAUCGCUAGAUCAAUCGAAAUUCGGAACUACCGAUGUUAUUCAUGUUCCCAUAAAACUAACCCUGAUUGACAUGAGAGCAUUCGUGAAAAGGAUUGUGGUCAUAUUAAAAGAAUACAAUAGACUGAAAGCGAAAUUUCAAAGAAAGCUCAUUAAAGGACGUGUGAUUGUAGAUGCUGUUGAAGGUGAUAAAGUGCUAUCCUUGAACGAUGAUAAUGAUUUCAUGGUGACGAUGAAGUUAGAUUUAUCACAAAAAAAGAUACAUUGUACGUGUGAAACUGAUUUAAUUGACAUCUGGUAUAAGAUUAAGGUUAAGGUUUACAUGGGAAAUGCUGGAGUUAGUUGCAAGACCUUGGAGAAGGAUGUGGAGAUUUACGAUGUUUUAAAUGAUGUGGCAUUGAUGGAAAACGCUGACGUUGACACGAGUUGGAUUACCGAGCCAUCCGAUGAGAUUGAAAUCGCGACUUAA
Molecule: messenger RNA, 1053 nt
Organism: Acaulospora morrowiae
Lineage: Eukaryota; Fungi; Glomeromycota; Glomeromycetes; Diversisporales; Acaulosporaceae
Source: the annotation of a GenBank genome assembly